This is a messenger RNA of Rhodotorula graminis WP1, 1218 nucleotides long. RefSeq lists its product as uncharacterized. Lineage: Eukaryota; Fungi; Basidiomycota; Microbotryomycetes; Sporidiobolales; Sporidiobolaceae. The coding region runs from base 1 to 1218 and encodes 405 amino acids. The transcript is spliced from 7 exons. The record is from RefSeq and is a predicted model, not a curated record.
AUGCACGACGCGGCGCACCUGCUGGCCUGCCUCUCGUUGAUCUUCGAGUGGCUCGAAGAAGCGUCGUCGGGCCCUCAAGCCGAACACGACCGCCAGUCGCUGCAGAACUCGCGCGCCAAGUUCGAGGAGGUGUGGCCCGACUACCUGCCUACGGAGCGGGAGGAGGUCGUCGAGCAGCUCCUGAUCAGGCUCUGCAGGUCGUACUGCAUGGGCUUUGUCAACACCAACACGAGCGCCUACAGCCACAUUAACAGUCUCGUACAAGCAGGUCACGCCCCGAGUGACUCGCUCUCGCCUCGAGCGAGCGCCAACGCCGCUCUCAAGAUCAAGCUCGAGGUCACCAAGAUCGUCGUCGUAUUCUACGCCAAGGUCGACGAGCCUGUCACCAAUGGCGAGCGGGCGGCCCGAGCGAUAAAGUGGGCAGCUGGGCUCGUCGGUCCGAGCGGCAUCACGGCGGCCAAGCUCGCGCGUUUGGGCCAAGCCGGCGCGCUCAUCGUGACCGGUAUGCUCGCCGAGAUCGCUCGUCGAGCAGAAGCGGCGGGCCGGCAGCACGCGUCCUUGCCCAACGUCGAGGUGCCUUUGCCGAGCGCAGAUGGCCUUAUCAAGCAAGCGCAGAUGCGCACGCAGCUGGCGUCGUCGCGCUUCGACCACUACGUCCGCCUCCUUCGCGCGACCGGCCUGCUCUACUCGGUCGACAACGGCUCGAACAUGACCGCCGCCGCCGACAAGCUCACAGAGUCGACGUUCAUGUCGUCACACGUCCGGCUCGUCGAGACCGCCGACCUCGACUUUGCGCGCGUGCUCAAGCCCGAGCAGCGACAGCGAGUGGUCGACCACGCUCGCGACGUCGUCUACCAGGUGUGCGCCGACUUUCACGAUGCAUGUCGCACGUUCCUUCGCGACUGCCCUCAAGCGCUUGUGAGCGGACGGCCGCUCCCGCCUGCGCCGACCCUGCCCGCCGCUGAAACAGUCCUGAGCAACCUCACGCGUCCGUUCUACAUCCCGCACGCCUUCGAGCCUCCCUCUCGACCACCAUCGGUACGGCGCCCCCUUGCGCCCGCGCCACGCCUCAACUCGCACCAGCCUAAGCAUCGAGCUGCACACCGGGUCCGGCACCCGCACGUCUGGCGGCCGUAUUCGCUCGCGCACUCGAGCCUGCAGGACGGAGCGGACGGUCGCGCGACAGGCUGGGCGAGUCGGGAGCCGUUCCUUGCGUAG